This is a messenger RNA of Cavia porcellus (domestic guinea pig), 2916 nucleotides long. RefSeq names its product neuropeptide Y receptor Y1 (gene Npy1r). Gene Ontology annotation, cellular component: plasma membrane; neuron projection. Lineage: Eukaryota; Metazoa; Chordata; Mammalia; Rodentia; Caviidae. Gene Ontology annotation, molecular function: neuropeptide binding; neuropeptide Y receptor activity. The coding region runs from base 505 to 1656 and encodes 383 amino acids. The record is from RefSeq and is a predicted model, not a curated record. The transcript has 3 exons. Gene Ontology annotation, biological process: G protein-coupled receptor signaling pathway.
CGCCUCCUCGGAGUCCAGGACUCUGGGGAUGAAAGCUCACUUUCCUCCGCGUGGCGCGUCCUGUCACGGUGCAUGGUUUAGGUUGAGCUGCUUUUCUCUCCACAAUUCCGAGGCCACGCGCCCUCGUGGUGACUCCCGGGGGAGGCCGGGGUGAGGAGCUCGGGUGCUCCCGGGGCGCCGUCAUGUGAUCCCAGGAUGAGGUGGAGUUCGGCUUUAAGGGGGCGUCUCUUCCUAUCUACACCAAUCUUUAGGGUUGGAACAGGGGAAACUGCAGCGGAUCUUUGCCGCCCCGCCUGCUCCCUGGCUGGACACCUUUCCCGCUUUAACCCACGAGCCAAAGAGAAGAAUUCGGAAGGAGGUUAUUCAGUUCAUGUGGAUGAAGAACGCAGAGUAAUUGUGGUAAAUGGAUUCCAAUAAGGGAAAGAAGGAUAACCCGAACAGUUAAAAUGCUUUGAAGAAGCAUAUUGUGCAUUUGUCUAAUCUAUUACAACAAAACCGAUCAAAAUGAAUUCAACGUCAUUUUCUCAGCUUGAAAACCAUUCAGUUCACUAUAACUUGUCAGAGGAGAAGCCCUCAUUUUUUGCAUUUGAAAAUGAUGAUUGUCAUCUGCCGUUGGCUGUGAUAUUUACCUUAGCUCUCGCUUAUGGAGCCGUGAUCAUUCUUGGGGUCUCUGGAAACCUGGCUUUGAUCUUAAUCAUCUUAAAACAAAAGGAGAUGAGAAAUGUCACCAACAUCCUGAUCGUGAACCUGUCCUUCUCAGACUUGCUCGUUGCCAUCAUGUGUCUCCCCUUCACAUUUGUCUACACACUAAUGGACCACUGGAUCUUUGGUGAGAUCAUGUGCAAGCUGAAUCCUUUUGUGCAGUGCGUUUCGAUCACCGUGUCCAUUUUCUCUCUGGUUCUCAUUGCUGUGGAACGACAUCAGCUGAUCAUCAACCCGCGAGGGUGGAGACCAAAUAACAGACACGCUUACAUAGGUAUUGCUGUCAUUUGGGUUCUUGCUGUGGCUUCCUCUCUGCCCUUCAUGAUCUAUCAAGUGCUGACUGACGAGCCGUUCCAAAAUGUAACGCUGGAUGCAUUCAAAGACAAGUUGGUCUGCUUUGAUCAGUUCCCGUCGGAUUCCCACCGGUUGUCCUACACUACUCUUCUCUUGGUGCUGCAAUACUUUGGUCCACUCUGCUUUAUAUUCAUAUGCUACUUUAAGAUCUACAUUCGCUUAAAAAGGAGAAACAACAUGAUGGACAAGAUGAGAGACAGUAAGUACAGGUCCAGUGAAAGCAAAAGAAUCAACAUCAUGCUGCUGUCCAUUGUGGUAGCCUUUGCGGUCUGCUGGCUGCCUCUUACCAUCUUUAACACUGUGUUCGAUUGGAAUCACCAGAUCAUUGCCACGUGCAACCACAAUCUCUUGUUCCUGCUGUGCCACCUCACGGCAAUGAUAUCCACUUGUGUCAACCCCAUAUUUUAUGGAUUCCUGAACAAAAACUUUCAGAGAGACCUGCAGUUCUUCUUUAACUUCUGUGAUUUCCGAUCUCGGGAUGAUGACUAUGAGACAAUAGCCAUGUCGACCAUGCACACGGAUGUGUCAAAGACUUCUUUGAAGCAAGCAAGCCCACUUGCAUUUAAAAAAAUCAGCUGUGUUGAGAAUGAGAAAAUCUGAAAGUGCUUGGAGCACAUAGUCUCUUUAAAAGCAAGUACACCCUGCCAUAUUUUUGUCAACUGUUCUCCCAUGGAAUGGAUUGAAAUCAUUUGAGAAAGACCAGGAGUUUCUUGUCUUGCCUUUCACUGCUUUUGUCAUAGUUGUCAUUAUUAUAUUUGGAACAAAAUGUGUGGGGUUUGGAAUCUUCUGGCAAUAGUUUUAACCAGAUUUCCUUGAAGUGCUUUUUAUGAAAUUAUGCAUAUAACAUAAAGACUUUGAGACUGUAUUUAUAUGAAAGAAAUUUCUUGGGAGUAUUACUGUAAACUGACUUCAGAAGCACUAGCCCCCUUAAACUCACAUUACACUGGGCCAUCUUGAUUAGAUUCGUGUGUCAUUACAUUAGGCCACCCUCAUUAAUGAGAGGCACCAUUUUAGUCUGUUGUAGAAUUGAUGGCAUGAAAAUGCUACAGUAAGAGUAUAGAACUCAAAGAGAGUCUGAAGAUUUUCCAGAAUGGUUUUCCUUUUUUUUUUCCUAUUGUUAAUAUAGGACUUGAUUUUCUUCUAAUUGGGUGUCAUUUAAGAUACAAAUGUAUAAAAAUACUUCUCAGUUGUGAAUAAUGUGGGGAAUUAGACUACCUAAAGAAUGAAGUGGGAAGUCAGUUCCCUGAUUUCCAGACUAUUUUGAAACCUGACAACCAAAGCAUUUCAGAGUAAUUAGUUUAGCAAAUGAAGUAGACCUGCUGCAAAGGAAGUAUAUUCAUCUGAAUUGACAGUCAAGAAGUUUCCCAGCCUUUACAGACUGUUCAGUGUUUGUCAAGCUUUCUCACACCACCAUGUACUUUGAAAGGCGUUUUCAGCUUUACAAUAUGUAGAAAUGCAAAAUGUAUUUCCUUUACUGGAGUGCCUACCUUAGGAAAUUAUUUUUCACUUUCACUGACCAUCUUUCAAAGCAAACAAUACCAAGGGACAGUGUUUUAAAAAAUGUUCACUGCAGCUAGCAGGCAUAAAUACCUAAAAACGUCCUGUAGCUCAUGUUACUUUGUAUAAACUGUGUGACUUGUGGAAUUUUAUAAACCAUGCACUAUAUAGAGUACUGAGAAAUUGUGCUAUGUGAAUAUACUUAAUUUCAUGUAUCUUGUAAUCAUGAUUGAGCCUAAUGUUUUUGAGAAAAGACAUUUUAAAGAACAAGACACAUCUUGAAUGUACUAUACAAAGUAUUAAAUGUGUUUGAUUUCAGAAGGGCAAGCACUUUCUUCAUUAAAAAGUUGUUUUUGCUUUUUC